AUGCAAUUAGUAAUUUUGUAUUCUUUAUCAUUGUCAUCAUCUCUCACCAAUCACAGCGUGAAAAAGAAAUUAGCUUGCAUUUGUUAUGCACAAUUUUGUAAAGAACAUCAGCACCAGAUGAUGUUUCCAUCUACCACAGACCGGUACUUCUCCAGCCGAUCAAUUUUGUGUGUGGAUUUAUAUUUUGUUUGUGUAAUUCUCACCGGCAAUCGUGGCGAAUUAUGUUUGGAUGUUGUCUGCGUGAAGCGUCAAUUAGUGUAA
Clunio marinus is the source of this 261-nucleotide messenger RNA. The record is from the annotation of a GenBank genome assembly. NCBI's taxonomy places the organism in Eukaryota, Metazoa, Arthropoda, Insecta, Diptera, Chironomidae.